Messenger RNA from Rhododendron vialii, 704 nucleotides. RefSeq names its product protein RADIALIS-like 4. Gene Ontology annotation, molecular function: DNA-binding transcription factor activity. The transcript has 2 exons. The record is from RefSeq and is a predicted model, not a curated record. Bases 150 to 440 code for a protein of 96 amino acids. NCBI's taxonomy places the organism in Eukaryota, Viridiplantae, Streptophyta, Magnoliopsida, Ericales, Ericaceae.
UGGCAAUCUCUUACUCAUACCAUCCCCUUGACUUCAGUCUUCUACUCUUUGUAGCUUGACUGAGGAACACACUGCUCUUUUCUUUUGAAGCUUCUUCCCACUGAACUCCUCUGAAUUCGAUCUCAAUUUCCGGUCACUAUAUAAUAGAAAUGGCAUCGAGUUCUAUCACGUCUUCGCGUAGUUCUAACUCGUCCUGGACAGCCAAGCAAAACAAGCAGUUCGAAGAUGCUUUAGCCUAUUUUGACAAGGAAACCCCAGACCGCUGGCAGAACAUAGCCAGGGCUGUGGGUGGGAAAUCGGCGGAGGAAGUGAAGAGGCAUUACGAGAUCCUUGUGAAGGACAUCAUGCAAAUAGAAUCUGACAAAGUACCUCUUCCCAGUUACCCCAGUUACAGGGCCGGUGGGGGCAACAGUAGAGCCAUUUACAAUGGACAGAGGUAGUGUUGAGAGGCUAACAAAGAAUCUGAAGCUCCAAUGAAGUUCAAGUCGCAGCUAUAGUAUACAAUCGAUGGAUUUUAUAACAAGAGCAAAUGCAUAGAUACGUAAAGAGCAUUGCUUGGAAGUACGCGGUUAUUGUGUUUCCUAUUUGUCCUGUCUUUUCCCGGUGUUUGGUAUGUCAAUGUAAUUGUUGCAAUAAAACCAGUGUGUAACUGUUUUAUGUCCUUUUAACCCGUCCCUAUUGUAAUGGAUUUCUCUUCUUCGCGA